Molecule: messenger RNA, 1161 nt
Organism: Penicilliopsis zonata CBS 506.65
Lineage: Eukaryota; Fungi; Ascomycota; Eurotiomycetes; Eurotiales; Aspergillaceae
Exons: 6
Coding region: 1-1161 (386 amino acids)
Source: RefSeq, a predicted model, not a curated record
AUGACUACAGCGUCCGACUAUGCGAAUGCCAACAGGGGCCCAACCAUCUUGGUGGUCCUCUGGGCGUUGACCUCGAUCACAACCAUCAUUGUCAUAGCCAGGCUGCUCAUCAGAGCAAAGGUCAUUCGAAACUUUGGAGUCGAUGACUACCUCAUUGCAGUGUCAACAAUUCUUUCCCUCGCUUACUGUGCGAUCACCACCGCCAAUGUCAUGGUCGGCUAUGGACGCCACCAGAAGUUCCUAUCCACCAGUGCCCUCGAGACGGCCCUCCUGCUCAAUACGGUCAGCUUUGUCUUCGGCAUUCUUUCAUUCACUUUGCCCAAACUGGCAGUGGCCGCCCUGUUGAACCGGAUCAUGAACCCGAGUCGAUUCCAGCGCUUGUCACUGUGGUUCCUGACGGGCUUUACGACCAUCGUUUCGAUCAUCUGCAUUCUGGUACUGUUCACUAUGUGUGAUCCUCCAAAAGCCCUGUGGAAACCAACCCUUGUUGCGGAGGGCGCCAAAUGCAAGGAUCCAUGGAUUUUGAUAAACUAUGCUAUUUUCACAGGAGGUAAGACGCUUGUCACCCUUGUUGAAUGCCUUCCAGCUCUAUCCGCUUUUGUGGACCUGUGUCUUGCUAUCUAUCCAGCUACGGUGCUCCAGAAGCUGCAAAUGACUCUACGGAAGAAAAUUGCUUUAUGUGCAGCGCUCGGACUAGGGUCAGUCGCCUCCGCCAUGGCUAUCAUCAAGUGCACGCAGCUCAAGGGUUUAGCGGAUAAGACGGAUUACACAUACGGAACCGCAGAGCUGGUCAUCUGGACCAAGUACGAUGUCGAGUCCGGCGUGGUGAUCAUCGCAUCCUGUAUCCCUACCCUGCAGCCACUCCUGGAAAUCAUCAUGGGCAAGCGGUCCCUCAGCUCCUUGAGCAACAGUCGCAACAACUAUAAAGGCAGCGGGGUGAACGACUACAGUCACUCCUACGAGCGAAGCAAGCUCUCCAAAGCAUCACGCAAGCAAACCAUCACCACCACCGCCGUCGGCAGUCAAGAAAGUAUCCUGGCCGAUGAGUCCCAGCACAGCGACAACCAUGAACUCAGCCAGAUCCGCCGGACGGACAAUGUGACGAUCCAAUAUGAGACUCGAUCUCCGUCAACAGUUCCGGAAGAGAGAAACUCGUGGUAG